Messenger RNA from Brienomyrus brachyistius, 1977 nucleotides. RefSeq lists its product as uncharacterized. Bases 297 to 1853 code for a protein of 518 amino acids. Gene Ontology annotation, molecular function: protein serine/threonine phosphatase activity; cation binding. The transcript is spliced from 2 exons. Gene Ontology annotation, biological process: protein dephosphorylation. The record is from RefSeq and is a predicted model, not a curated record. NCBI's taxonomy places the organism in Eukaryota, Metazoa, Chordata, Actinopteri, Osteoglossiformes, Mormyridae.
UUUAUCAAACAUCGCCAUUUAACUUGUGUAAAGAAUAUUAGGUAAUUCUCAGAAACUGCAGUCUGUAACAGAUCAGGUGACUAAGAAACCCUAUGCCACAAAUAUUAAGUGAGAGAGGACGUGUCCGAGUUAAAAUUUAACCACAUUAUCAAGACAUUGGGUUAAACGGGAGGGUUUCAGGAGGAAAUGACAAGGUUUAUCAAGGUAAGACGGCACAGAAAAGGUCAGGGACAGUACCUUUCUGCAUUUAUUGGACAUUUGAGGAUCCUCUACCUUACGUCAAUGUAAACUGAGCAAUGCACAAGUGGAAAUCAGUAAACCCACACGGUUUCAGUCAGCUUUUUUUGUGCUGUGAUCUCAAUAGAUUAUGGCGCUUCAUUGGCCUCUCAGUGUGCAAGGGGGUCUGUCGUCCAAGUAUAAACCAAAACAGGAAGUAUAGAGCUGAUUCUCAGACAAAUCAGACAUCCUUUCCUCAGAUUAAUCAUUUUUUUACAUGUAAUGAAUAUAGUUAUAAAGUCAAUGGGUAUGAAGGAAGAAGCAACAGUCCAGUUCUGGGGUUUGACAGCAACCUGUUGCCCUCAAACUCGCCUCCUGAGGACCGGUGGAGUGCUGCCACCUGCCUGCAGAGCAGGGGAAUGCUUUUUGGUGUGUUUGACGGGCAUGGAGGCUAUGCGUGUGCGCAGGCUGUCAGCGAGCGACUUUUCUAUUACAUAGCCAUGUCUCUGCUUCCGCUGAAGACGCUGGUGGACAUCGAAGAUGCGGUGGAAAAAGACCGGCCGGUCAUUCCAAUCCUGCAGUGGCACAAGCAUCCCAGUGACCAUCCCAGCAUUGGCAGCAAUGCCGGAAAGCGCUACUUCAACAGCCUACGAUCAUACUGGCAGGAGUUGAUUGACCUUGGGGGGGAUGAGGGCAGAGACAUCCAGAAUGCCCUGGUCAAGGCCUUCAGGAGACUGGACAACGACAUCUCCCUGGAAGCACAGGCAGACUUCGGGGAAGACUUUUCCUGUUAUGCUCCCAUCAGGGUGGCACUCUCGGGCUGCACAGCAUGCAUAGCACACUUGGACGGCACCCAUCUGUAUGUAGCGAACCUCGGUGACAGCCGGGCUAUGAUUGGCCUCCAGGAAAACAAUGGAAUGUGGUCAGCCUUGACCAUCAGCAAUGACCACAAUGCCAAGAACCCGAUGGAGGUGCGGAGGCUGCACUCUGAGCACCCACGGUCCGAGAAGGCGACUGUGGUCAGGCACGACCGAUUGCUGGGACGCCUCACCCCAUUCCGGGCCUUUGGGAACGUCAAAUUUAAGUGGAACAGCGAGCUCCUCAUGCACGUAUGUGAGAGGCGUCAAGAGAUGCUGCCAGGGAAUGACAUUGCCAGCAUGUUCCCUCCUGAGGCUCAUACGCCACCGUACCUCAUCGCUGAGCCAGAGGUCACGUACCACAGGGUCCGACCCCAGGACAAAUUUCUAGUCCUUGCAACAGAUGGAUUAUGGGAGCUGAUGCACCGGCAGAAUGUGGUACAGGUCCUUGGGGAGCACCUGACUGGAAUCCACUGGCAGAAGCCCAUCUCGGGACUGUCACUGACACUGGGCCAGAUGCAGACCUUGCUCACGGAACGCAGAACGCGGGCCCUCUCUGCUCUCGAAGACGCUAACUCGGCUACCCAUCUAAUCCGUCACGCUCUGGGGGGUGAUGGCUUUGGUACCGUGGAUACUGAGUAUCUGUUCAGGAUGCUAAACCUACCACAAGACCUUGUGAGAAUGUACAGGGAUGACAUUACAGUCACAGUGAUACAUCUAAACCAACCAGGCCUUGAAGCCAACUGCAAUGGAAGCAAAAGAAUUAUGAAUUUAACGUGAAAUGAAUUUGCCACUCCUGAUUUACUGGAACUGGAUUUACAUCGCUACCUUCGACUCGUUCAAAUUAAAAGUUACACUCCACCAAAACACACCAAGUAAAGCAAACAAUGGCAAGAAAUAUUAA